AUGGCGUCGCAUUCCCUGGGACUUUCGCUGCACGAGGCGGCUCGCCGCAUGGGCGUUCCCUUUACGUUGGAGAACGAACCCGUUGACCGUUUCGUCGAGGUCAAUGGCAUCAACCUGCAUUAUCUGGAAUGGGGGAACACCGACCGCCCCACGAUAUUGAUGCUGCACGGGAUCAGCCAGCAGGCCCACAGUUGGGAUUUCAUAAGCCUGCCGCUGUCGGUGGAUUACCGGGUGAUUGCGCUGGAUCAGCGGGGGCACGGCGACAGCGACUGGUCACCGAACGGGUACUACUCCACCGACAUAUACGUGGGUGAUAUCGAAGGGGUCGUCGGCGCGAUGGGGUUGGAAAAUUUUCACCUGAUGGGGCAUUCCAUGGGGGGACGCAACAGCCUGGCGUGGGCAUCUGGACGACCGGGGGUCCUGAAAUCGUUGACGAUUGUGGACACCGGCCCCGAAACGCAGCGGGCCGGGGCCAGAAUCGCAUCCAGCAGUUUCGCGAGCUGCCUGAUGAACUCGACACGCUGGAUGAAUUUGCCUCUCGGGUGA
Molecule: messenger RNA, 546 nt
Organism: Geodia barretti
Lineage: Eukaryota; Metazoa; Porifera; Demospongiae; Tetractinellida; Geodiidae
Source: the annotation of a GenBank genome assembly